Molecule: messenger RNA, 1533 nt
Organism: Brassica rapa (field mustard)
Lineage: Eukaryota; Viridiplantae; Streptophyta; Magnoliopsida; Brassicales; Brassicaceae
Product: E3 ubiquitin-protein ligase ATL6
Source: RefSeq, a predicted model, not a curated record
UAGUCAGAGUCAACCCUUCUCGUUAUGUGAUGUCUGAAAUAAUUAGAUAUAUAAAGGUUAAAUUGUAAACUGUAAUAUGAAAACGAUGCAUGAUCUUGAUUCCGUUGAAAAAUAUGUUUAUCGAUUGAACGAAGCUUGUAUUGCCACGUGGAAGUCAGAACUGACACAUUUGCUGACGUCACUGCAAGAACGCUCUAACAUUAAAACUCACUUUCAUCUCAUCGAAGAGGCAAAACACACACACACGAAGAAGCAUGAGAAGAUCUGACCCCUUGACUUUUUCCGGCGUUUUGCCGAUUGUUUUCUUGCUAAUACUAUCAGCGGCGGAGCUCGCGGCGGGCCAAGGACCGCCGCCGCCUGCUAAUAGAAAUGAAAUGUAUAACAACUACGGCAGGGUGAGUCCCGCCUUGGCGGUGAUCGUCGUGAUCCUCGUCGCUGCUCUCUUCUUUAUGGGCUUCUUCUCCAUCUACUUCCGCUCCUGCUCCGGCCUAGUCGACCCCGGCGCCUCCCCUGCUGCUGCUGGUGGGGUUAGAUCCAGAGGAACCGUCACCGCAGCGGCGCGUGGACUCGACGUUUCGGUGUUGGAGACUUUCCCGACGUUCGUGUACUCGGAGGUGAAGACUCAGAAGCUCGGGAAAGGGGAGCUUGAGUGUGCGAUCUGUCUGAACGAGUUCGAAGACGAUGAAACGCUGCGUUUGCUGCCUAAAUGUGAUCAUGUCUUUCACCCUCACUGCAUAGACGCGUGGCUUGAGGCUCACGUUACUUGCCCUGUUUGCAGGGCUAAUCUCUCUGAGGGAGAACCGGUCGAACCGGAUGUUGAAUUACAGGAGGUGGCGGUGAAUCCCGAACCGGUGGUUGAUUCUCCUGUACCGGAACAAUCGGUUAUAACUGAAGUCGAUUCGAGGAGACUACCUGGAGUACCGGUGGAUAUCAAACGAGUGAAGUUCUCGAGAUCGCAUACGACCGGGCACUCGGUGGUUCAACCGGGAGAAUGUACCGAGCGGUUUACUCUCCGGUUACCGGAAGAUGUGAGGAAGAGGGUGAUGGAGAAUUGGAGACUAAACCGGUCUGGUAGUCUUGUGGCUCUUCCUAGGGGAGGAAGUUCAAGGAGAGGUAAACCAUCAAGGGCUCGGUCUGAUCGUUGGUUGUUCCGUAAAACGCCGUCGUUUAUGUGGAGGAGCCGUGAUGAUGGUUCGAUUAGGCUAGGUUCUACCCGUAGUAUUCGAGCCAAUGUGUCGAAUUCAACCGGUGAGUCCACACGGUCGGACCGGUGGGCUUUUCUUAGAAACGGGUCGUUGUUGUGGAGGAACUCUUCGGUACAUAAGGGAGGAGUCAAUAAGGACGGCGAAGGAACUUCGGUUAAACCGCCCGGUACAGGUGGCUCAACUAGCGGUUCGAUGAGAUUACCGGUUUAGUUGACUUUUCUUUUGUAGCUGUACCUACAUUUUUCUUAUCUUUUUCAUUUUUGUUUUGUAUGGGAUUGUUUAUAAACACGCAAUACAUUUUCCUUUAUUUUUUAAAUUGUUAAUUUUG